Paramormyrops kingsleyae is the source of this 896-nucleotide messenger RNA. Its product is annotated as cytokine receptor common subunit gamma-like. The record is from RefSeq and is a predicted model, not a curated record. Gene Ontology annotation, cellular component: external side of plasma membrane. Gene Ontology annotation, molecular function: protein binding; cytokine receptor activity. Lineage: Eukaryota; Metazoa; Chordata; Actinopteri; Osteoglossiformes; Mormyridae. Gene Ontology annotation, biological process: cytokine-mediated signaling pathway; immunoglobulin mediated immune response.
CUCCUGUGGAACUGAAACAUGACAGCAGAGCAGACAAAGCAAUACACAGAACAGAUGGCAGUGAUAACAGCAGUGCUGCUGUUGACAGCAGUUGUGGUGAUAAAAUGUACUUCUGGAAUGUGCUAUGUGGAAGUGAGCUGUCUGGUUAUCAACCUGGAGCACAUGGACUGUACAUGGAAGCAGGACUGUCGCCUACAGCUGAACUAUACCUUCCAGAGCCGGCUGGGUUCCAGACCGCCCUUCCGUGACUGCCCCCAGUACCUGCGGGAGGGUGGUUACAACGUGGGCUGCAGACUGCCAUAUAAAAUAAACGAUAAGUUUUCUUCACUGCACACCAGACUGUCUGGUGACAACAAUGUCACGAAGGAACAGACCAUUCAAAUGAAGGAGCGGGUGAAACUAAAACCACCGCUUAAUCUCUCUGUGGUGGUGAACAGUACAAACCUGGAGCUCUGGUUAUACUGGAACACCAGUACAAAAAGCACCUGUACGGAGAGUGAAGUGCGCUACAGGAAGCAGGAUGAUCAGUGGCAUUCUGCCAUCAUUCAGAUGUCGGCUACAUCGCACAGCAUACCUUUCAUCUUCCAGAAUCAUCAGUAUGAGCUCCAAGUGAGGACCCGCGUAUCGCAUUUUUGUGGCGAGUCCAUGUUCUGGAGCGACUGGAGCGCACCGAUUUUCUACCAUGUACCAGGGAAAAGAAAUGCAACCGCAAGAAUCGCUGACCUGCACGCGCUCAUCUACCUUGCCUCCGUGGGACUUGGCUGGCUCUGGCCGCAGUGGAUGCUCUGAUUGGCUGACAGAACGCUGUUUACCCCAGUCAGUUGCAGUGAUGACGAUCUGAGGAAUCAAUUUCUGUUAAACAGAUGACGUUGAAAUAAAGAUUAAAACUGGAACUA